UGUCCUGGCCAAAACCACGAAGGACUUGAUUAAAAGGCCCUCUAAGUGCCCACAGGAGAGAAAGUUGUCAAAAACGAUAUACAUACUGUAUGACAUUUUAAAAAGUUUUAAUUAAGAAUUAAACAAUCAAAAUGACAGACGUCUCGACAAUCGGUACCGGCGUGAGAAGACCAUAUUUUGAAGAAUUUGAUUCAAUAUAGCCAUGCAAAUUGUCCAUGAAAAAUUCUUAAAACAAAUAUAGUAUUUGAUUCCUCUAGAGCAGUGGUCUCUAAAGUGAAGUACGUGUACUCAAGGCGGUACGCAAAGUGAUACUUGGAGAAAUUCCAAUAAUUGUCUACAGAGGGGGAUGACUCGAGACUAUCGUGACGUCAGAUGUAGUCUUGUUGCCAGAUUCGUAACCAUUCCAAACCAAUGAUUUAAGAAAUGUCAAGAAAUUCGAAAAUUAUCCAAAAGACGAAUCGUAACUUAGUAGAAAUCAAAAGCAAGUUUGAUGCAGAAUUCCGUCGUUUUUCAUUGGAGAGGAAUGAUCUCACAAAGUUUGAUGACUUCUGUAACUUAAUAGAGAAAUUUCACCACCUUUUUGACAUUCCAUUUACACUUUGUUAUACUGAUCCUGUUCAUGGUGAUUUGUUACCAAUUAAUAAUGAUGAAAAUUUUGCUAGAGCUAUUAGUUCUGCAAGACCAUUAGUAAGAGUUUUGGUUCAGAGAAAAGGUGAGAGUUGGGAAGAAGUAAAUGGAUAUGGAAUUGCUGGAAAAAAGAAGAAAUUUUUAAGUCAUUAUCUUUUACCUUCUGUUCCAAAAGUUCGUUCACACAUUUCUAUUAGUUUACCUGAAGAUUUUAGACAAGUAUCUUCAAUCAUUGAUGUUGACAUUGUACCUGAAACUUGUCGGCGGGUACGACUUGUGAAGCAUGGAUCUGACAAACCAUUAGGAUUUUAUAUUCGUGAUGGGACUAGUGUAAGAGUUACUCCACAUGGUUUAGAAAAAGUGCCAGGAAUUUUUAUUUCUCGCUUAGUACCAGGUGGACUAGCAGAAAGUACAGGUCUUCUUGCUGUUAAUGAUGAGGUGUUAGAAGUGAAUGGAAUUGAAGUGGUUGGUAAAACUUUAGAUCAGGUUACGGAUAUGAUGGUUGCCAAUUCAUCCAAUCUUAUAAUUACAAUUCGACCGGCUAAUCAAUGCAAUUUUGCUUUUCCACGACGUGGAUCAUUCGGUCAUUCUUCACAGAUGUCUCACGGUUCUCAACAGUCCGCUCAAUCUCUCCCGAGUGACGACGAUCGGUAUGAUGAAGAUGAAAUUAGAGAUCAUACAGGAGCGGUAUUUUCAGAAGUGGAAGGACAAAAAACUGAAGAUAAUACUAUUGUAACACUUUAAUAUUGUCUUCCAAUCAGCUGUAAUUUGUAAGUGAUAUUUCCAAAAUUUAAAAGACUCAAGUCCCUGAAAACAAGAUCCAAUGGCAGUAUUUACUGUUUGAAAUAUUUUAUUUCUAAUAUUUCAUUAAGCAAUAUGAUAGAAAAAAAAAUGCUUGAAUUUUUCAGGCAGCUGUUGAUAAUGAAAUUAAUAAUGUUUUAUGUAUUAUUUUUUUUUUGUGACUUAAUUUUAUUGUUUCAGCAUUCCAACAUUUUAUUAUGUAAUUCUGAUCAACAUUUUAAUGUAUUUUAUAUAAAUGUUUUAUACUAUAUGCCGUCCAUAUUUGAACAAUGUAUUAAUAAAAUAUUCCAAAUGGGAUUUUAUUUUUACAUACAUUUUUGAGCAAAUAAGUCAUAAUGAUAAGAGAUCUGGUUAGUGAAAUUAGAAUGAUUACAAGCAGUACAAAGUUUUAAUUAUGAAAAGCACCCUCUUGGUUAGUAAAUGCACUAAAAGGUACUUUUGAGAUGUAAUAAUGGUUGUUUUUAUUGCAAUAAUUUUUCUUCAAAGUAAUUUUUCAUAACAUGGGUUGUAUUACCAGGGUGAUUUGAACUAAAAUACCUCAUUCCUUAAAUUGUGUAGCUAUUGGAUAAUUAAGGUGGCUGCUAAAGUUUUGAUUGCCUAUUUUAUCUGAAAAUGAAUUUAAUAAUAAAUUACUUAAAUUUUGACCAUAUAAUUUCUUCUUUAUAUGAUUUAAAUGUAAACAGAUAUAAAUAAAAUAUUGUACUCAUGUAUUGUUCAAAAACAACAAAUGUAUAUUUUUUAAAAAUAUUUGCACUUGAUGUUCAAUUUAUAUUGCAGCCAAUUCAUUCCAAUGUAUUUGUAAAAAUGUGAUUAAUAAUCCGGAUUGUCUACCAAAAAUGUAUAAACUUCUAUUUUGAU
Molecule: messenger RNA, 2286 nt
Organism: Centruroides sculpturatus (bark scorpion)
Lineage: Eukaryota; Metazoa; Arthropoda; Arachnida; Scorpiones; Buthidae
Product: partitioning defective 6 homolog beta-like
Exons: 5
Coding region: 424-1371 (315 amino acids)
Biological process (GO): centrosome cycle
Molecular function (GO): protein binding
Source: RefSeq, a predicted model, not a curated record